AUGGCCACCAGACCUAGCCCCAGCAGCACAAGUCCUUCGGUCCUGUCCAACAGCCCCUUCCCCCACGGCUCCCACACCAGCUCCACAUCGUCAUCGCCGCCAAAGCUCUUUGCCUCGCACAACACCAUGACUGCCGACGCCUUUGCACCGCACGCCUAUCCCACCCCCGGUGCAAUCGGAGAGCGCAGGCCCACGGACAAAGGCUCCGUCGUCAGCCCUCGCCACAGCAUUCUUUUGCGCAAGCUGCCCAGCAACAGCGACCGUGAGGCAGUGCGCAACAUUCUCCUCUUUGCCAAAGACCUCAUUGACUGCGAGGUCCUCUCGCAGCCCAGACACGCAGACGACAAGGGCUUUGCCUGCGCCGUCGCCCACUUCCAGACGUACGAGGGCGCAAAGGAAGCCCGCGACCUACUAAACGGCAAGCGCAAUGCUACCAACGAUGCCACACUGGUCGUCGAGUUGAUGCACGAGGCACCGUCCGGCACCGUCGGGUCGCGUCGCAACACCCUCGACAGCAUACCCGCGCGCCAGGCCUCCGUGGUAAGCUCAAUGUCCACCUCGACUGCCAAUGGACGACAGUCAUCGCGAUACAACGGCACCUUCCAAAACAUGGAGAAGAUGUCCCCACCCAACGGGACCCCAGGUCUUGGCAACGGAGAAUUCCCGGUCAACAACCUCUUCUCGCCGACAUCUCCCGUCAACACGUCUUUUGCGAGCCGCAACUUGGGCAAGUCAGUCAUCAACGACGAGGCCGACGACGACGAUGGCCUGCUGAACGAGUCGAUUGGAUAUGCCACUGGUGGCCCCCAGGCUCAGUCAAGCAUGCAGCGUCGCGCCACAAACCCAAACUCUUCUACCAUCCCCGUCCAGCGUUUUGGAAGUCUUUCUCUCAACACCAACGGCGCUACUGGAGUCAAAUCCCCGCCCAUGUCCACCUAUGCAUCCCCUCGUUCGGGCUCCAACAUGCAAUCGCCAGUUCCCACCAUGUCUACCAUGUCUGCCAUGUCUCCGCAUAGCAUUCCAUCUGCCUUGAGCAGUGGACCGAGCACUGGCUACCAGCAGUAUUCUCAGCAUUUUGCAAGGCCCACGUAUCCGCCCGUGAACCCCGCCGAUCAGAACCCACCGUGCAAUACUCUUUAUGUGGGCAAUCUUCCAAUGGACACUUCCGAGGACGAGCUCAAAGCCGUCUUUUCAAAGCAGCGCGGAUACAAGCGCCUCUGUUUCCGGACCAAGCAGAAUGGCCCCAUGUGCUUUGUCGAAUUCGAAGACACAUCGUUUGCUACCAAGGCUCUCAACGAGCUCUAUGGAUACAUGCUCCACAACAGUGUCAAGGGCGGUAUCCGCCUGAGCUUUUCCAAGAAUCCCUUGGGUGUGCGCAGCGGCCAAAACUCUGGUCUCGGUCCACAGUCUGCCAUCACCCCAACUACCCCUCUUUCAGCUUUUGGAAACGGCGUCGCUGCCCCUCCUGGUUUCUCAACAGCUACUGGCCCACCACCGGGCUUGUCAGCACCUCCCGGCCUAUCCGCGGCAGGCCACGCCAAUGGUAGCUCUGCCUUUGGCAUGUAUGCCAAUGGGGGUUUCGGCAUGGGUCCCAACGAUAUGGCCGCCUCUAUGCGUCAACCACUAGCGUCCAGCGGCACCGGCAACGGCUUUGGAGGCUACUCCUCAUUCAUGAUGGGGCGCUAG
Messenger RNA from Bipolaris maydis ATCC 48331, 1686 nucleotides. RefSeq lists its product as uncharacterized. Gene Ontology annotation, molecular function: RNA binding. Lineage: Eukaryota; Fungi; Ascomycota; Dothideomycetes; Pleosporales; Pleosporaceae. The record is from RefSeq and is a predicted model, not a curated record.